Messenger RNA from Grus americana (Whooping crane), 9231 nucleotides. RefSeq names its product protein dispatched homolog 3. The record is from RefSeq and is a predicted model, not a curated record. NCBI's taxonomy places the organism in Eukaryota, Metazoa, Chordata, Aves, Gruiformes, Gruidae. Gene Ontology annotation, biological process: vitamin K biosynthetic process; menaquinone biosynthetic process. Gene Ontology annotation, cellular component: Golgi membrane; endoplasmic reticulum. Bases 128 to 4873 code for a protein of 1581 amino acids. The transcript is spliced from 25 exons. Gene Ontology annotation, molecular function: prenyltransferase activity.
CCGUUGGGCGCAGGCGCGCGGCAGGCAGGCGGUCGGGGCGCGCGGGGCGCUGGCGGUUGGGGCGCGCGGCGUGGCGGGCGCCUGUCAGGCGGGUGCUGCUGCUGUGAGACGGGGCGGCGGGGAGAGCAUGGGGCCGGGAGACCUGGUGCAGAAGAUCAGCAUUAGCGCUGAGAGCCCCCGGGGGAGCGAGAGGAACGACGCCGGCGCCGCGCUGGCGGCCACUGAGAGGGUACCCCCCGGCACCUGGAGACAGAAGUGCGCGGCCUACGUGCUGGCGCUCAGACCUUGGAGUUUCAGCGCCUCCCUCACCCCCGUGGCCCUCGGCAGCGCUCUGGCGUACCGGGCCGAGGGAGCGUUGGACCCCGGGCUGUUGGUGGGAAGCGCUGUGACCGUCCUGGCGGUGCACGGAGCCGGCAACUUGGUGAAUACCUACUACGACUUCUCCAAAGGUAUCGAUCACAAGAAGAGUGAUGACAGGACUUUGGUGGACCAGAUUUUGGAGCCUCAGGAUGUAGUCCGGUUUGGAGUCUUCCUUUACACCGUGGGCUGUAUCUGUGCCGCUGGGCUCUAUGCUGUCUCAACGCUCAAGCUGGAGCACCUGGCCCUGAUUUACUUUGGAGGACUUUCCAGCUCCUUCCUCUAUACUGGAGGAAUUGGAUUUAAAUAUGUUGCACUUGGAGACGUGGUGAUCCUGAUCACCUUUGGGCCCCUGGCUGUCAUGUUUGCCCAUGCUGUGCAGAGGAACAAUAUUGGGAAGCAGAAGUUGCUGAGAAGGAGAAAGAUUCUAUACCCAUAUCACUUGAGAAGGAUGUGGAAGAGAAUCUCCAUAUAUUCCAGUGGCUUUCAGGCGCUGGACAUGGACACAGAGGAUGACCCCUUGUUACAGGAUGCCUGGCUAGAUGAGGAAGAUGAAGAGGUAGCCUUCAGCUCCCGGAAGAGGCGAGAGGGUGCUCUGUUGUGUGGGAAAAGUCCAUGCAGAGUCAGGCCCCUGCGUGUCACGCUUCCCACAUCCGGCUUCUGGAAUAUUGUUGGCUGGGUAUUUACCAACCCGUACUGUGCUGGCUUCAUCCUUUUCCUGGGCUGUGCCAUCCCUGCUGUGCUUGCUGUUGUCAUGUUCCUCCACUACCCAGCCCUGGAUAUUGACAUCUCCUACAAUGCUUUUGAGAUCCGCAACCACGAGUCCUCUCAGCGCUUUGAUGCACUUGCCUUGGCCCUCAAGUCCCAGUUUGGGUCAUGGGGGAGGAACCGCCGGGACCUGGCUGACUUCACCUCUGAAACCCUGCAGAGGCUCAUCUUUGAGCAGCUCCAGCAGCUUCACCUCAAUGCUUCCCAUCUCAGGGUCAGUGCGCGGGUCAAGCGCAGCACUCCAGAGGACAGGACAAGCUCCCCCAAGCCCCUUGUCCGCCUAAACCCAGGAAACCGGACUUCCCGAACUGGGAGGGGUGCCCCACGCUGGGACUACUCCAGCACUUACAUCAGCGCAAACACACAGACACAUGCUCACUGGCGCAUCGAGCUCAUUUUUCUGGCUCGAGGCGACUCUGAAAACAACAUCUUUACCACUGAGCGCCUGGUUACCAUCCACGAGGUUGAGCGCAAGAUCAUGGACCACCCUCGCUUCCGGGAGUUCUGCUGGAAGCCCCACGAGGUCUUGAAGGACCUGCCCCUGGGCUCCUACUCCUACUGCUCCCCUCCCAGCUCCCUCAUGACCUACUUCUUCCCCACUGAGAGAGGAGGGAAGAUUUACUAUGACGGCAUGGGACAAGACCUUGCUGACAUCCAAGGGUCCCUGGAGCUGGCCAUGACCCACCCUGAAUUCUACUGGUAUGUGGAUGAGGGUUUGUCUGCCGAGAACAUGAAGAGCUCCCUGCUGCGGAGCGAAAUCCUCUUUGGGGCACCACUGCCAAACUACUACUCAGUGGAGGACCGCUGGGAGGAGCAGCGCCACAAGUUCCAGAACUUUGUCAUCACCUACGUGGCCAUGCUGGCCAAGCAAUCCACAAGCAAGGUCCAGGUGCUGUACGGAGGGACAGAUUUGUUUGACUAUGAAGUGAGGAGGACCUUCAACAAUGACAUGUUGCUGGCCUUCAUCAGCAGUAGCUGCAUAGCUGUCUUGGUCUACAUCCUUACCUCCUGCUCAGUGUUCCUGUCGUUCUUUGGCAUUGCCAGUAUUGGGCUAAGCUGCCUGGUGGCUCUGUUCCUGUACCAUGUUGUAUUUGGGAUCCAGUACCUGGGUAUACUCAACGGUGUGGCUGCCUUUGUCAUUGUGGGGAUUGGGGUUGAUGAUGUCUUUGUUUUCAUCAACACCUACCGCCAAGCUACCCACCUCAAGGACCUGCGGCUGCGCAUGAUCCAUACUAUCCAGACAGCAGGGAAGGCCACCUUCUUCACUUCCCUAACCACAGCCGCAGCAUAUGCUGCCAACAUCUUCUCUCAGAUCCCAGCUGUGCAUGACUUUGGACUCUUUAUGUCGCUGAUUGUGUCCUGCUGCUGGGUGGCUGUGCUCUUCACCAUGCCAGCUGCUCUUGGAAUAUGGACCCUUUAUGUGUCCCCACUAGAGAGCUCCUGCCAAACCAGCUGUAGUCAGAAGUGCACCAAAAAGAGUGCCUUGCAUCUGGCUGAAGAUCUCUUCAUUGCCUCGGAGGCCACCUCCAGAUCAGGCAGAGAAACGCUUCCCUAUCUCGAUGAUGACAUCCCACUGCUCAGUGUGGAGGAGGAGCCUGUCUCCCUGGAAAUGGGGGAUGUCCCCUUGGUAUCUGUGAUGCCAGAAAAUCUGCAGCUCCCUGCAGAGAAGAGCAACCGGGGUCACUUGAUAACUCAUCUGCAGGAGCUGCUGGAACACUGGGUGCUGUGGUCUGCAGUGAAGAGCAGAUGGGUGAUUGUGGGGCUCUUUCUCCUCGUUUUGCUCCUGUCCAUAUUCUUUGCUAGCCGCCUCCAUCCAGCUAGCCGUGCUCCAGUCUUGUUCCGGCCAGACACUAACAUCCAGGUGCUGCUAGACCUGAAAUACAACCUGAGUGCUGAAGGCAUCUCCUGCAUUACCUGCUCAGGUUUGUUUCAGGAAAAGCCCCACAGUUUGCAGAACAACAUCCGAACCUCUUUGGAAAAAAAGAAGAGGGGCUCAGGGUCACCUUGGGGAAGCAAAGGGAGCAUAAGUGAUACAGGGCAGCAAGAUCUCCAGGGGACUGUGUAUGUCUCCAAGUCAAGAAGCAAGGGAAGGCCAGCCAUCUACAGAUUCUCACUCAAUGCCAGUGUCCCUGCCCCUUGGCAGAUGGUGUCACCGGGAGACGGGGAGGUGCCUUCAUUCCAGGUGUAUAGAGUGCCUUUCGGUAACUUCACCAGGAAGCUGACAGCUUGUGUGUCCACAGUAGGGCUGCUUAAGCAGACGAGCCCCAGGAAGUGGAUGAUGACCACCUUGUCCUGUGACACCAAGAGAGGCUGGAAGUUCGACUUCAGUUUCUACGUGGCCGCCAAGGAGCAGCAGCGAACACGGAAACUGUAUUUUGCCCAGUCGCACAAGCCCCCUUACCAUGGCCGAGUGUGUGUAGCACCUCCUGGCUGUCUUCUCAGCUCUAGCCCAGAUGGACCCACCAAAGGCAUCCUUUAUGUGCCCAGUGAGAAAGCUGCACCCAAAGCAAAGCUGUCAGCCACCUCUGGAUUUAAUCCUUGCAUGAACACGGGCUGCGGGAAGCCAGCGGUGCGGCCACUGGUAGACACGGGAGCCAUGGUGUUUGUAGUGUUUGGUAUCAGAGGUGUUAAUCGCACACGACGCCCGGACAACCACGUCAUCGGAGACAUGGGCAGCGUUAUCUAUGAUGACAGCUUCGACCUCUUCAAAGAGAUUGGCAACCUGUGCCGCCUCUGCAAAGCCAUUGCCAGCAACACCGAGCUGGUGAAGCCAGGAGGGGCUCAGUGCCUGCCCUCGGGUUACAGCAUCUCCUCCUUUCUGCAGAUGUUGCACCCUGAGUGCAAGAACAUCCCUGAGCCAAACCUGCUGCCUGGACAGCUCUCUCAUGGGGCAGUGGGGGUGAAGGAUGGGAAGGUGCAGUGGAUCUCCAUGGCAUUUGAAUCGACAACCUACAAAGGGAAAUCUUCCUUCCAGACGUAUGCUGACUACCUGAAAUGGGAGACAUUCCUGCAGCAGCAACUCCAACUCUUCCCAGAGGGCUCUGCUCUCCGUCACGGUUUCCAGACCUGUGAGCACUGGAAGCAGAUCUUCAUGGAGAUUAUAGGAGUGCAGAGUGCCCUGUACGGUCUCGUCCUCUCGCUGGUUAUUUGUGUUGCUGCAGUGGCGGUGUUUACCACUCACAUCCUCCUCCUGCUGCCAGUGCUGCUCAGCAUUUUAGGGGUGGUCUGCUUGGUGGUGACCAUCAUGUACUGGUCUGGCUGGGAAAUGGGAGCUGUGGAAGCCAUUUCCCUCUCCAUCCUCGUUGGCUCCUCUGUCGAUUACUGCGUGCACUUGGUGGAGGGCUACCUGCUGGCAGGGGAAAACCUGCCACUACACCAGGCACAGGACCCCACAGCGUGCCGCCAGUGGAGGACGAUUGAAGCAGUCCGUCACGUGGGUGUGGCGAUUGUCUCGAGCGCCGUCACCACAGUGAUUGCCACCGUCCCACUGUUCUUCUGCAUCAUUGCCCCUUUUGCCAAGUUUGGGAAGAUUGUGGCCCUCAACACAGGAGUCUCCAUCCUGUACACAUUAACUGUGAGCACAGCCCUGCUGAGCAUCAUGGGGCCUGGCACCUUCAUCCGCAGCAGGACUUCCUGCCUCAAGGCUGUGGUGGGGGUGCUUCUUGCUGGCCUGCUGGGUCUAUGCAUCUGCCUCGCCCUGCUGAAGAGCGGAUUUAAGAUCCCUCUCCCUAAUGGGACAGCCCUGUAGACCCUAUGCCAAGAGCCACAUGCUCUGUCGUCUUGCUCCCUUUCUUUUUUUCUUUUUUUUAAAGGAUAUUUUUUCUAAGAAAAAAAAAGAGGAAAAAAAUCCCCUUUUUCCAGAAGUUUUUCAACUCCAGAUGCACUUUAUUUUCUAAUGGGUUUUUCUCUAAACUUGUAUUUAUUUUGGGUAGUGAUGGAUGGAUGACGGACAGUGAGGGCUGCCCAGGGAAUACCUCAGCCCGUGAGUAGGAGGGGAGGAGGUCUCCUCUCAAUUUUCUUUCUGCUUUUCUUUUCUUUCCUUUCAUUCUUUCUUUUUCUUUUUUUUUUUUUUUUAAUAGAGCUUUCUGGAACCGCAAAGCUAAAAGGGGAGAAGUUGGGAAGGCCAUCUGCUCCCUUUCAAAACCCUUCCCUCCGUCCCUCCCCUCCCCUUGGCCAGGGUCAGCAUUGCAACGCUGACUCUUGAGGUGAUGUCCUACCCUUGCACCAAGCCUGUGGCUCAUUCCCUGAGCAUUUGGAAACAGCAGUGAGCUCUUGGACGGGCCUGGGAAAUAGCGUGCCCUGUACCCAAGCUAGACCAGCAGUGAACUCCCUGCACAGGAGCUCUUACGGGUGUGAUUGUGGGAUCCAAACUAGAGAUGUUGGGUAGCACCACCUGCAGUGACCUGCUUUCAUCAUUUGUGGAGGGCGUCAGGAGGCAUGGCUUUCCCCUUCUUUCUGAAGGGACAGAGCACCUUUUGCUGGGAUCUCUUGGGUCUGUGAACAGCCAUCAGAAAUGCAGCCAGUGCUCUCAGCAGCCUGUCCUCUUCUCCCUCAUCUCAGCAGUGAGGCCAAGGCAGUAUCGAUGCCCAGUCCCACCUCCUCCUCAGUGUGUGACCUCACCAGUUACUGCUUCCGCUCUUCAUGGCGGAGAGAAAACAGACACCCUUGAGAUCCUUGCAGAGCCUUUCUGUCAGGGCAGUCAGCUCUUAGCCUGAGGAUGAGCUAACCACCGGGGCCAGGUAGAGCCCAUAUCUGGUGGCAUGCAUGGAUAAAUAAUGGUGCGUCCUCUGUGGCAGCUUAGAGACACCCUCCGUUGUGGAGACGCGAGGGCAGCGGAGCUUCAGUCUGCGACUGCUGCCUGCUCAGAGCAGAUGGCUUAUAUUAAAGUAAAAUGAAAUCACAAACUGGUGCCAUUAACAAGUACAUUUUAAGCAUCACUGAUUCUAUCAUAUUUUUAAAAUUGAAAUAGCUAAGUGUGUGCAUUGAUAUGCAGCACAUCUGGUCCUCAGCAGAAGGGGAGGGGUCAGGCCCACUGGGAGAUGCAUUAAACAUUAUUUAUAGGGAUGCCAAUAGAGGGGGGUGGCCGGAAAGCAGCCUGACUCCAUUUGUUUGCAGAUACCAUGUCCCUGGUGGCUUUGUGUUCUCUGUCUGGACUGACCCCCUUGUUAAGAUGGAAAUUCUAGGAAGCCCAUCCCUGUUGCCAGCCAAGUUCUGGGGACGGUGCUGCUGAGACAGACCAGCAGCUACUUCUGCUUGGCUCAGUAUCCCUGCUCUGAUCCCUGCCAGUCUUACACCUUCACAUCAUGUCAUCUCUGAAAGCGGAUCAAAUGUUUGCUCCUAAAGUAGGUUCCCCAAGGUGUCAGCUGGAGAAAGGAGUGCCAGGACAGGACUCUUGUUGAUGCCAGGGGAAAUCCAGAGCAAUCCUGCUGCAGGCAGUGAGGGUGCUGAGAGCAUGAGCAGAACAGACCUGGUUUCUUCCUCCCCAUCCCAUGAUGCUGCUGAGUUACCCCUUCCCACAAAGUGUUAAAUGUUCCUUGGCACCUACCUCUGAUCUACACCAGUUCCUUCAUAAUGAACCCUGUGCCCAUGAAUAAAUGGUUCUGGAAAGGAUUUCUGAGUAUCCUUAAGCUGUGCUGCCUGGAUGGCUGCUGUGCACAGUUUAGCCCCGACGUUGAUCUGUAAGCCGUGCUUUUCUCUAUGUCUGGUCUCCAAAUUUAAUUACUAGUGGUGCCCUGAGCACUCCUAAGUGGCAGCGAGCGUAGAGGGCAGCGUGCUGAUGAUAUACAGCCCCGUGAGACCCGUGUGGGUGCUGCAGGGGAGAGCAAGAUAGCCCUAGUGCUGCUGCCAAGGAUGCUCUGGCUGGCGGCUUGACCUGAAUUUAGUUAAUGCUUCAAACUCCUUGGGGUGAUUAAAGCUGAUGGAUAUUUCCAGGUCACCAGACAAGAGAAUAAGGUGCUAAGUUCACCCCUAGAGGAAGUUCCUCCUUCUGUGAGCAUGAAGAAACCUUGAAAAGCCUUUAAGACAAGGCGUAGAUGUGCUUUGAAUCCUGCAAAGUUUAAAGCUCAUUUAAGCCCCUGGUGUCCCAUGUUUGUGCUCACUAUAAAGAGGCUAUGUAAGCCCCCCACCCCCAGAGUGAUUCUGGACACACCAUGCUGGGACCAUUCAUUCAGCCACUCUUGGAAAGCAAAGAUUAAUUUCAAAAUAGUGGAAAACCUUUCAUGUCUCUUGGGUCUGAUCUGGCAGUGUCUGAUCUGCAGACAAAAAUAACAGAGUUCUUGGCACCCGGAAGGAUCUGUCCUGUUUUCUGGAGCAGGCAGACGAAAGGACAAGCUAUCAUCUUCCCUCCUCCUCUCUGGCCAGCCCAGGCUUACACAGUGCAGAAGGGCUGGCUGGUACUAGCAGGAGUAGGGCAUCACCUUGCCCUUGUUUGUCCAAGGUGGUACUGGGAGAGUAAUGGCUGGAGCAAUUCAGAAAGGAAAAUGAGAGACUAAGUGCAGAGUUGUAGCAGAUGAUUCACAAAGGUGUAUUGAGGAAAUUGUGACUCUCCAGCAAGGAAACCGAGGCAAGGAGAGGAGGAGGAACUUACUCCAGAUUGUAGUAGGAUGGCAGAAGAGCCAGGAGAUGAUCCUACGAGAUGCUUUUCACUGCAAGGACUCACUGGAUGUUGUAAAUUCUGUUUUGAGGCUUACAAUCUGAAAAGUCGAUAUUAAUGGUUCAGGAUGGGAGUCAUUCUGAAACUGUGCAGUCUCCUACAAAACGAAGCGGGUCCUGGCCUGACCAGAAGCUCUCUCCCUGCCAGCCCGGGGCAGUCGCGGAAGGGAACCGCUCCCCAGUGUCGAAGCACUGUGAUAUAUGCACAGAGCUGGUGUUGCUGCUCCUUGCCUUCAGCAGAGCUUCUGAGUGAAUUUAAGGCUCCCCACGGCUGUGGACACUCGGAGAGAGUCUGUGCUCACAACAGCCCUGUCAAAAUCCGCUUUGGAGCGAGGAGGAACAGACCUGUUGUGAUUUGCAAAGAUCAGUGUUGCAGGAAGGAAUAGACCCAGGUCUCCUGGCUCUGUGUCCAUAGGUUGUGUUGCCUCUUGAGGUGCUGGGUUCACGUGGGUUCUGUCCAGGCAACUGGAGCAUCAGAUUUGGCCACUGACCUCAGCAAUUCCAAAGGCUGCAGAUGCUGAAAGGGGAUCAGUGGCUGAGCUGGGCUGUGUUUCUCAGUCCCUGCUGGAUCUGAAACUAUGCCAGAGCAAAGGCAGCCUGAGAAAUAUCCCAAGGAGAAGGAUGUGUGGCAUGCUUACAGAGUUACUGGGACCACUGAUACAGUAGUCUGGAUGCAAUGGUCUCUGGAGUCCCCUGGCUUUGUCUCUGCUGGAGCAAACUGGAAUGCUGCUUUAUGUCACAGCAUCUAAUUCUUUUAGCUUGUCCUGCACUGAAUUUUCUUACCAGAGCAGCCUGCCCUCCUGGAAUGUUAUAAAAGGCUUUUUAUUUAAACCUGUGACGUGUAUAAAUCCUCCCACGCUGUCCACCAAGGAAGCUGUGCUGAUAGACUUGCAGCCAGACAGGACAGACUCAGUCUCGUGGUUACUUCUUCUGAAAUCACUCCUCAGCCCAGAUAGCACGCAAGCCAUAGUUCACAGGUUUUUCAAAGGCCUCCGCUAACUGCUCUGCCCUGGCUUAGUACCCCAGGUCCAGGAGCUAAAGGUCUUUCAAGGCUUGUCUCCAUCCUGAGGACACAGUUACUUGGCUGUUUGGCUUUCUCCCUUCCGCUCCUCCUUUGGGCAGGUGCUGGAGGGGUCGGGAGGGGGACGGCCAGGAUAGAGGCAGAGCAACAAACAGAUGAGCAGAAAGGUUUGCAGGGGAGAAGAGAACAAAUGGGAGGGAGGAUGGUUCAAAAGCCAAGAGGAGAAGAGGUGUGAGCACCCCAAGGACAGAGGGAGGGCACUGCCGUUUUACCACGUCGUGUGCAGACCUUAGAGUGUCGGUUCUCAGAGUGAUGUAGCACAAUUCCUGAUGUAACGUACGCGUGUUACUUUUGUAAGUCGUCUCCUACCCUCACUAUUUUCAGUGUUCCUUGAUUUUUGGAGACUGUUGUAAAUAAAAAAUUUUGACAUUCGC